This is a messenger RNA of Lymnaea stagnalis (great pond snail), 201 nucleotides long. The record is from the annotation of a GenBank genome assembly. NCBI's taxonomy places the organism in Eukaryota, Metazoa, Mollusca, Gastropoda, Lymnaeidae.
AAAGCAAUAGAAGCAUUUGCCCCAAAGACAGAACAAGUCGUUGAACAGGCUCCUAGAGUGACAAGGUCAAGGCCACUGAAGAAGCUGUCCGAGCCUAAGCCCUCGGAUAUAAUCACAGCAGUGCUGCACCGAGCCACUGUCACACGCACACAGAGCUUUGGCCCCAGUUCAACAUCAAUGGUUGACAUCAGGCAGAACAUC